ACUUAAGCAAACAUGCUGUAAGCCCGUCACGGGGCGCCCAGGGUGAUCCAGGCAUAUGUCCACACGCCGAAGGUUGGACUGUGUUGGUGCCAUGUCGUCUUUUGGGAAGCUGACCGAAUACUUCAGCCUCCGGAAGUCCAGGAAUGAAUUUCGAUCCGAUCGGCGGAAUAGCCGGAGAAGUGGCAGUUACUGCUGUAAUCUCACCGAAUGCAGUCCAUCUUCUCUGAUUUGUACUCCUCCUCCAGGAGAGGCCUGGGAGCUAGAAGAUGACUGCAUGAGUCCCGGGAGAGACUCCACCAUGCAACCACGGCUCUGCACUGUGAUGGAUGAGGCCCCUUUCAGGGCCAUCCGAACUCGGUCCUUCUACAUGAGGAAAAGUCUAUCUGUGGACAACCACCUAAGUUCCCUCAGUUAUUCUCUCCACUCGACUGAAACAAAGACGGAGCGGGUCAAAACGAAGCUUCGGAGGCAGUUUAGCCUGGGAUCAGCAGACAAGAAGGAUUUGUACUCUUCAAAGUCUGAGAGCAGCCUCUCUAAGUUCACACACCGGUUGUCAGUUAAACAGAAGCAGGAGAAGAGGAGGACAGCUGAGAAUGACUUGGCUGAUCUACCUGCCUUCCGUCCCAGGUCUCUGAGCACUGAAUAGUCUUCCACACCAAAAAUGACCCAGCAACUAAGAGAUUUGCAGCUGGCCCACGCUCGAAAGCAGGCGGGACCAUCAUCCCCAAAUGCCGCCAAGAGGCUUUAUCGGAAUCUCUCUGGAAAAUUCAGAGUUAACUACAUGUCAUUUGAUGAAGGAAACUUAGCCGGGAAAGCUGAAAAGGAGAAACAGCGAAAAUCCUACCUGUUUCAAGGCAAUGCUGCUCUCUUUGAAGCUGUCGAGUUGCAAGACCUGGACAAGGUGCAAGAGCUACUCAAGCAAUACAGUCUGGAGGAGCUGGAUCUUAAUACUCCUAAUAGUGAAGGUCUCCUGCCGCUAGAUAUCGCCAUCAUGACCAACAACUCGCCCAUUGCCAAGACCCUCUUGCUGGCUGGAGCCAAGGAAAGUCCUCACUUUGUAAGCCUGGAGAGCCGGUCUUUACAUCUGGCAACCCUAGUUCGGGAAGCAGAACAGCGGGUGAACGAUCUCACCGCUCAGGUGGUGAACGAGGUGCCCAACGCAGAAAGUUCAGAAAAAGAGAAACAGCUGAAGGCCUGGGAAUGGCGAUACCGGCUUUACAAGCGCAUGAAUGCUGGAUUUGAGCAUGCACGAGUCCCGGAUCCACCUACAAAUGUCCACCUUUCAGUGGCCAGCAGCACCUCUGUCGAAGUGUCAUUUCAGGAGCCUUUAAGCGUCAAUUCAGCGAUUGUCACCAAAUACAAAGUUGAGUGGAGCUGCUCUCCCACUUUUUCCCCACCGCUGGGCGAAAUGGUGAUUGACAAGCUGAAAAAACUCCAGAUCACCAUCCAUGGCCUUGUCUCGGGUACGGCUUACUAUGUCCAGGUAUCUGCCUACAACAUGAAAGGUUGGGGAGCCCCACAACCAUCAAUCCCGCCCUAUGCCAUCCCCUCAAAUUGGAGAGAAUACGACGGGAGGGCUCCACGUCAGAGAGGACAGGCCGAAGCUCUGGAUCACUUACUUAACCAGGUGAAGAUGGUGCACCAACACUGUGUGUGUCACGGUGAGUCCUGUCGCGUGUCUAAAGACAGUUUGGGGAUGCGGCAGAGGAAAGAGAAGUUAGCUUACCACCAGAACAGCAGCCAAGCACUUCCCCCUGGACUUUAUCUGGGAUACCUGAAGCUCUGCAGCGCAGUUGACCAGAUCCGAGUGUUGGUGCCUGAACAAUUGCCUAACAUCUUGUGUCAUGUGAAAAUACGGAGCAAUUCCAACGUAUCUAGAGAGGAAUGGGAAUGGCUGCAGAACCUGGCUAGCAUGGAAGAGCCCAUUUCCUCCAAUCAAGAACUGGAAACUUCCCAGCAGCUUUUUCUUCAGGAGCUCCAAGGGGCCAUCCGAGAAUUGAUGCAACUGGUCAACAUCCCACUUCACGAGGCCAAAGAUUUCCGCCUGUACAGUCAGGAAGUUCUGGACUUUGGACGGCAGGUCUCCUUUCUGUUACUUCUUCCCCCUUCAGAUGAUGUGUGUACUGCUCCUGGCCAGAAUAACCCUCACACCCCUCGGUCCGGCUUCCUCACCCUUCCUCUUCAGAUCUUCGAGCUAGUUCAUUUCUUCAUUUACGACCAUGAGUUCAUUAGCCAGUAUUGCCAAGUUUCUGCAUUCCUGGAGCUGGAAUCGCUCCUUUCCCAACAAAGCCUCCGAGAAGCCUUUUCAGACUCAGAACUAACUACUGCCAAACAGCGGCAUCAGCAAGUUCAGGAUUAUAUACAGCAAAUGGAAGAGAUUUGGCGAGAAAUGCGUUGGAUGAUGGACGCCUUGCAACAUGCCCGAUACAAGCAAUCCUCUUGUGGCCUCCCACUUGUGUGGUUUGUCAAAGAAUCGAGCACAGCACAAAAUGAGAAAACUCAGUCAACCUCUUCUCAUUUAGACUUCCUUCCAUCGCCAACCCCAUCUCCUGAAAUGAGCCGUAAGCUCAACUCUGAUUCGCAUGGGAUGUCAGAUGAGGAGGGCUCCUCGGAAGUGUUCUUAGCUACCGACAGCGACUACGACUCCAGCAGCGCCCAGAGCCCUCGGGAACUCGACCUGGUGUACUCUUCUUCUUCGGGACUGGAAUGCUGCAGGAGAAGAGCCACCCGCCCUUUGCGGGAUAGCGCCCCCGACGUCCUCCAGAGCCACGAGCUCAAGAUGCCCGCCAUGCCUCCUCCUAAGGAGACUCCGCCUCUCUCAGAGCAAUACGACAGUGACUUCGUGCUUCCCAGCCGACAGAUUGAGCUGCUGCGCAUCACAGAGAAAAGGCAGGCCUACUGCGUCCGGACCAGCAGUCUGGAUUUCCCCAAGCCCUUCUGCCACGGGGCCAGGAAAUCUUGCCCCGGUUCGGUGGACAGCUCCCCAACCGAGAGCAGGACUGCUGGCCACUGUGGCUCCGUGCCACCUGGAACGAGGCCCGCUUUCGGCUCCAGCCACGAUUGGCACGUGGAGAGCUCGGCUGUAUUUCGGACACGUUCGGUAGAGUGGACUCAGACCUUCCAGGAGACGCCUGAGCCAGGACGUGUAGCAAACUGGGGCAGGUUGCCAGGUUCCUUCAUUGUACGGGUGUGCGCUCAGUACGAAACGGGUCUCUCCAAAGAAACCAGCAUCAAGCUGCCCCUCACUAACAAGAUGUCAGCAGAAGACAUGGUGAAGCUGGUGGUCCAGGAGACGAACGAGGCCUCACGCAAACUCCUGGGAAAUGCCAACGCUCUCUGCUACAGCGAAGAACAGUUGAGCCACUUUGCAUUAGUGUUUGUAUCGGAGGACGUGGAACAGUGGCUCCCAAACAGUUUUCUUCCCCUCUCGCUCCAAAAGACCUGGCCCAACGGGAGAUUCUGUGUCCGAAUCAAAGACACCUCCCCUCUCUUGUUUCGGUAUGGCCCAGCCACAACAGUAUGAGGGGACGGGCACCAGGAGGAGAACAAAAGAGAAAGCAAGGAGCACCCAACUUCCAACGAGCGGAAAGCUCAUCACCAAUGCUUCCUUCUGAACAGACAAUUUCGUGCCAGACGUUGUGGGCCAGAAGCGUAUUGGGCAGUGUGUUGCUUUUGUAUGUUUGUGUGCGUGCGUGUGUGCGUGUGCGUGCG
Messenger RNA from Notechis scutatus (mainland tiger snake), 3711 nucleotides. The record is from RefSeq and is a predicted model, not a curated record. NCBI's taxonomy places the organism in Eukaryota, Metazoa, Chordata, Lepidosauria, Squamata, Elapidae.